Messenger RNA from Lathyrus sativus (Indian pea), 504 nucleotides. The record is from the annotation of a GenBank genome assembly. Lineage: Eukaryota; Viridiplantae; Streptophyta; Magnoliopsida; Fabales; Fabaceae.
AUGUGGAAGCAAAUCAUUGGUGCGCCAAACAUGGAUGCCCUUGUUAAGAAGCCUGAUGUUUUAUCAUUUUCUAUUGCCUGUAAAAUACCUGUAUCUGAAUCUACAAGGCAGGAGCUUUUGGAUAUUGAUGGGAUCUCAUAUAGAUUGCGUAGAGAAAUUGAACUACUAGAAAGCAUUGAUCUAAUUCAAUGUAAAAUUUGUCAGAUUAUAAUUGCAAAGCGGAGUGAUGUGCUGGUGAUGUCUAGUGAAGGUCCCGUUGGUGCAUAUGUAAAUUCAACUGGUUACGUGCAUGAGAUAACGACUUUGUUCAAAGCAAAAGGGUUAGCUCUUAAGGGCCCAGCAUUUACAAAAUACUGUUGGUUUCCAGGGUAUGCAUGGACAAUUGCUAACUGUGCCACCUGUGAAACCCAUAUGGGGUGGCUUUUUACAGCCACGAAGAGAAAUCUGAAACCUAAGUCAUUUUGGGGUAUACGUAACUGUCAAGUUGCAGAAGAAAUGCGCUAA